Molecule: messenger RNA, 1398 nt
Organism: Clonostachys rhizophaga
Lineage: Eukaryota; Fungi; Ascomycota; Sordariomycetes; Hypocreales; Bionectriaceae
Source: the annotation of a GenBank genome assembly
AUGAAUGUGGACUUUCCCAGCCAAGCAUCUCGGACUACCCUGCCAAAACAUGCAGCCGCCAACUCUGAGCAGCGACCGCUGGAGGGACACUUCAAUAUCCAGCCCUCUAUAGACUGGCUCCAGCACGCCAUGGGGUACUUCUUCAAGAACUUUGUUUACACCCCCAGUCCCGAUGGAUUGGGCUAUCUCCAGUUCCUCCCAGACCUACUAUCGACCCAGACGAACAAUAUCUGUCUGCGAGACUCAUUGAAUGCCGUGGCCAUGACGAGCCUCGCAAAUGUCUCAAGCACCAGCAUUCUUCAUUUCAAGGCCGACCAACUCUAUAGCAUAGCCUUGAGGUCCAUGGGCGCGGCGCUUCAAUCGUGUUCUGGCCAGGAUGACGCUGCGAUACUAGCAGCUGUUUUCUUAAUUCAGAAGCGAGAGGCAUUGAGUGGUAACGUGAAUGCUAUGAAGCCGCACGAAACGGGUCUGGUCCAACUCUUGCGAGUGAGAGCCCCAAGGAAGCCUCAAAGUGAGCCAGAGGCUGGCUUGUUGUGGACAAUACAUGCCCGAUUGCAAGUACGAAGUAUGGAUGGUGGCAAAUCUUGCGCUGAUGGCUUGGACGCGCUCGACCUAGCCAAUGGACCUCAAAGACCACUUCAAUCGGGUUUAAAUCACAUGUACGGCAAUGUGUCCAAGUUCUGUCGAGACAUGAAGCGGCUGGCCAAGUUGAACACGGACGGGCUGUACAGUUCAUCCUCCCUAAUUGAACUCACGAGAGCUCUUGAUAUGGCCUUUGAAACUGAAAGAGAGCUCGCAGCAUGGCCGUCGACCCUUCCACCGGAGCAAAUGCCCCGACCGGUUGAACUUACGUCAGGCGAAAUAUCCCCUGAACUGAGAUUUAUGAGCAAGCUAUACACCUUUCCCGGGAUUCAAGACGGGUGUCGAUGGUCAGUGUACUGGACUAGCCGUAUCCAGCUUUUAGGGGCAAUCAAUGAAGGCCUCGAUCUGGUAUCCCGGACGGGAAUGUGGUAUAACUCACCUUUAUCCCGGGAAGCCAUCAACUUUGGCAUGCAGUCGGCUGCAGACUCGAUCUGCUCCACUGUGCCCUUCAUGAUAGGGGAGGUUGACCCCGAAGGGCGCCCAUUGCUUGGCCAAAGAGGUCAAGCCUUGGGAGCAUACUUUACGACGCGAUUUAUUCACAUCGUCAAUGAAGUUCCUUUCCUCCCGAAGCAGCAGCGAUUAUGGACCUUAGACUGCCUGCUCAAGCUUGGCCAGCCUGGGCAUUUGGUCCUAGCUCAUGAGGGGGCUAAUGGAAGAAAAACAAUCUUCUUCUUCCAAGAAAAUAACCCCAGCGCCCUGAAUGAGAAAGGUAAUACACCAAGUGUACAAGGGAAGCUUACUGGCUUAGAGAGAUAA